AACACUAGGCAUAUAAUAUAAGAAAUCGAGAAUGAUAUACGCAGUUUUGAUGCUCUACUGAUAUGGAAGAAGAAACUUUGAAAGAACCUGGGAUUCAACCCGUGAUACGAGCUUACCGUAAAAGAUGGAUUAUUUUGAUUAUUUACAUAUCCUGUAUAUGCAUUAGUACGUUUCAGUGGAUCGAAUAUUCGAUUAUAACCAACAUCGUCAUGAAGUAUUAUCAUGGUUUAAGAGUUGCAGCUUUCAUUGGGAUUAUAACUACAGCUCUCGGUGCAGGACAGACAAUUGUAUCCUUUUCCCAAACAUUUCUAUUGAAUCUGCCAUCCAAGCUGACUGUUGCAUGGUUCAAAUUUGAGGAGGUGUCAACGGCAUGUUCUCUUGGUAUAAUGGGUUCGAUAUUGGGGGUUGCUUUCAGCUUUUACGUUCCUCCGAUAUUAGUGAAAGAUAGCGAUAAUUUGGAUGACAUCGCCGCAGAUCUCAGGGUGAUGUGUUGGAGUGUCUUUCUAGUCUCAAUGCCAUUAGUUCUCAUCGUAUAUUUCUAUUUUCCUAAAGAACCUGUUCAUCCACCAAGUAUAGCCAUGUUCGAAGAAAGAAUCAAUAAAAAGCACAUAACUUUUUCUAUAUUCGUGAAAUCAAUUAAAAUUCUGAUAAAAAACAAAUUCUUCCUUUUACACCUGGUAGCAUUCGGAUGUAAUUACGGCGUAUAUUCAGUCAUUGGAACACUCCUGAAUCAAAUUGUAUUGAAUUACUUCCCGGGCACCCAGGAAGACGUUGGAAAAAUGGGGUUGAUUAUGAUAAUAUCUGGUAUUGGAGGAUCACUGAUAACUGGAUACAUCCUUGACAAAACGCAUAAAUUCAA
Messenger RNA from Leptinotarsa decemlineata (Colorado potato beetle), 859 nucleotides. Its product is annotated as choline/ethanolamine transporter flvcr2b. Gene Ontology annotation, molecular function: heme binding; heme transmembrane transporter activity. Lineage: Eukaryota; Metazoa; Arthropoda; Insecta; Coleoptera; Chrysomelidae. Gene Ontology annotation, biological process: heme export; transmembrane transport. Gene Ontology annotation, cellular component: membrane. The record is from RefSeq and is a predicted model, not a curated record.